Molecule: messenger RNA, 4690 nt
Organism: Anguilla rostrata (American eel)
Lineage: Eukaryota; Metazoa; Chordata; Actinopteri; Anguilliformes; Anguillidae
Product: cyclic AMP-responsive element-binding protein 1-like
Exons: 8
Coding region: 194-1168 (324 amino acids)
Biological process (GO): regulation of transcription by RNA polymerase II
Cellular component (GO): nucleus; ATF4-CREB1 transcription factor complex
Molecular function (GO): protein binding; DNA-binding transcription factor activity, RNA polymerase II-specific; cAMP response element binding
Source: RefSeq, a predicted model, not a curated record
GCAAAUUCCGUACACGACUCGGCCGUUCUCGAUGGUGCCGCUGAGUUGAUUUUCGUCUCCCUCGUUCUCCGUGUUGUUGUUCUCGGUGACGCGACGGAGGUGUAGCCUGACGCGGUCUCUUACGUGUCGGCCUGAAUAAAAGUGGAGCUCCGAGAGCCCGGGAGUGACGGAGGGAGUCUGUAUCGCGAACUCGAUGACCAUGGAAUCAGCCGCCGAGUCACAGCAGGGUGCGGACGCUGCUGUCUCUGAGACCGACAGCCAGCAGCUCUCCCAGGCGCAGAUCGCCAGCCUGGCGCAGGUUUCCAUGGCAGCCGCGCACGCCACCUCGGGCGGCCCCACGGUCACGCUGGUGCAGCUGCCCAACGGGCAGACGGUGCAGGUGCACGGCGUCAUCCAGGCCGCCCAGCCGUCCGUCAUACAGUCUCCGCAGGUGCAGACCGUCCAGAUCUCCACGAUUGCGGAGAGCGAGGACUCGCAGGAGUCUGUGGACUCUGUGACUGACUCUCAGAAGCGCCGCGAGAUCCUGUCCAGACGACCCUCCUACAGGAAGAUCCUGAAUGACUUGUCGUCAGACGCACCCGGGGUACCGCGCAUCGAGGAGGAGAAAUCAGAGGAAGACUCCGCCCCCGCCAUCACUACGGUUACCGUGCCCACGCCCAUCUAUCAGACCAGCAGCGGACAGUACAUCGCCAUCACGCAGGGCGGGGCGAUCCAGCUGGCCAAUAACGGCACGGACGGCGUGCAGGGGCUGCAGACGCUGACCAUGACCAACGCAGCGGCUGCGCAGCAGGGCACCACCAUCCUGCAGUAUGCGCAGACCAGCGACGGCCAGCAGAUCCUGGUGCCCAGCAACCAGGUAGUGGUGCAAGCCGCCUCCGGUGACGUCCAGGCCUAUCAGAUCCGCACAGCCCCCACCAGCACCAUCGCCCCUGGGGUGGUGAUGACAUCGUCCUCCUCCCUGCCGAGUCAGGGCGGGGCCGAGGAGGCCACGCGCAAACGGGAGGUGCGGCUGAUGAAGAACAGGGAGGCAGCGCGCGAGUGUCGCAGAAAGAAAAAAGAGUAUGUCAAGUGUCUGGAGAACCGUGUGGCCGUUUUGGAGAACCAGAACAAGACCCUCAUCGAGGAGCUCAAAGCACUUAAAGACCUGUACUGCCAUAAAUCUGAGUAGCCCCUCCUCAGCCCCGGUCCCGGCCCCGCCCCCUCUCCACCUAGCUUCUGCCCACCUGUACAGAGACUCCGCCCAGAGCCAACCGCCUGGUCAGAGACGGACGGAGACUUCAUUGUUUUCUAAAUGGUUUUUUAACGCUACAAACUGCCUAUGAGAAAAAUACAGGAACACAAAGAGGAAGAAAGUAUCUCCCUUUACCGCUGAGCAUGACCUAUAAAAACAAAAACAAAAAACAAGAAUAAGAUGAACUGUUGACUGUAGAAAUCCAUUUCCUGUUUCUUCCAGUUACCAAGAGCACAGAGAGGUGAAAGGGUAAUGAUGUGCACUGGGACAGGAUCUGGCAUUGAGGAGCAGCUCCACUGGGCAGGAGAUUGGAUUCCCUCAGCUGUGUGUUCCAGUUCGGUCACUGCAUGGCUGGACUUCGGUUGAGAAAGGAACGAAAGUUCUAUGAAAGGAAGCGUCACAGCUUUGGGGGGAAAAUCUGCCAUUUUAUCUCCCUGCCCCCCCCCCCCCAAUACCGCCCACUCUUUUUCGACUUAUUGACCAAUAAGAGCAAUGGAAUGGCCUUCGAUGUCAUCACUACCUGCGCCCCUAGCGUGAGAAUUUCCCGUGGGUGGUGUACAUCUGUUACUUUUUUUUUUUUUUUUGAGGAGAGCAGACCAAGGAUUGUUAUCAAACAUGAUAUGUUCCGUUUCAGUAUUUUUAACCCUUUUUUGUACUUCUCAUUUCCGUUUUUUUUAAAAAUGUUUGUUUUAUUUUUUAUGACCUUACGAGUAUGGUUUAAAAGUGUCACUUACGCGUGAGAGAGGGUUGAUGCCUGAUCCAUGAUUAUUGCUGCAGGCGUUCAGCAGCUAGCACGGACUCUGGAGCGUCCACGCAUGUAGUGCUCACCUGUCAAGUUUUCCCUCAGCCCACAGAGCACCAUGCUUUCAUUUCAGCGUUGGUGCCUGUAUUACAGUCAGAUUUACUCUCCCGAGUGCUUCUGCCAGGGAGCUGUGAGACUGGGGUCCCUCUUCCGCUGUAGAGGCUGGCUCAUUACACCCCUUUGCUUCUGCAGAUCUGCAGCCAGGCUGCCCGAUUAUAUGGCUUUUCCACUGUGGAGCUGGGGCCAGCCUGGCUCAAUAUCCCUGUCCCACUGCACCAAUCGACAGUGGCAAAAAGCCUCAGCGAAAGCAGCAUGGCCGUGCAAUUUACAGGCUCCAGGACUGAGGCUGAGCCAUGGAUGUUCAUGUUCAAUGGAGGUUCCAGCUGUAAAGCUUAUGCCUGUGGGAAAGGCCGUACAGUGGUUUAAAAAAAAACCUGCAUCACCUUCUUCAACAACUGAAAGAGAAAUAAUUUUUCUUCUGUGUUGUCACUUGGAGCCAGUGUUCACAUUUUGGGUUUUGCAGAAUUAAGUUUUUUCUAUAUUUACAACUUUUCAUUCAUUUGCAACUGUUAUGUACAUUGCAUUACAAUCACUCACUUUCAACCAAUAAGGAAUUUGUAUUUAAAACAAAAAAAGGUCUGCUGCAGCAAAUAUGAAAUUUUUGGCAGCUAUUUGACAAAAAGGCCUUUGAACAUAGUGUGUGUUUUUGGGUGUUCUUUUCUGUUUGUGUAUAGAAAGCUGAGAGUGUCUAUGCCAGCAUUUGGUCCCUGGCUUAUCUAUCUCAUAAUGUUCCAUGUAUGUACUGUACAGAUACCACAACAUUUUGAAAUGACAAGUGAAUAUAUUGAUAUUAAGGUUCAGACGUAGACUUUAGCCUUUGCUCCAGCCUAAAGCAUAACACCUGUUCAGCUCCGCAAGUUAUUUUAAUAGCAAAUAUUUUAACCAGAAAAUCCAGCAAUAUGAAACGCUUAAAUUAGCAGCUGUAUUUCGCUGGUGCAUUUGGUACAGUGUGGCUGCUUCGGAAAUGGCAGUAACCUGUGAAGUUCACAGUAAUAUGUAAACUGUGCACAAAGGGAAUUCUGGGAGGUGAAGUCAAAGCCUUAUAUAAGAAGCAGCUUAGCUUUGGUGCGACACCUUUGAAAGAUGUUACAGUCCGGCUUCCCAGCAGCCUCUUGCAGCACCUAUCCUUCAGAUUAAUAGAUACUUUACUGACAUAAAAACGAAUUACUGAUUUGGUUAAUUAUGGGUCCUUCUUACAGUUUGAUAAUCUUCAUACUCAGGACAAAGGUAGCCACUAAAUUAGUGGUGUCGUACGUGAUCUAUAAGCAGUUGAACAAAACUCUUUCUUAUUGGACACAAGGCUUCUGUUGCUUUGCAGUGUAACAUGCCUUUCAGAGUGGCUAUGUCCAAACCUAUUUCAAGCAGUUAUGAAACGAUAGCAAAUGUAUACUUAGCUAAGCCAUGAGCCAGGCCCACAGAAUUUGUCCGGGCUCAUAAAUGGUGUGAGGGAAAUGCUUAACUAGAUAAGAACCAGUCUGAACAUGUUCACAUGUAGUCACUUUUUAAUGUGGAUAUGAACUAAUAACUGCUUUGCUUGCUUUAUUUUUAUACAUUAAAGGAUUGUUAAUGUACAGCCUUCAUAUAAGCGUUUAAUAUUCAAGAAUUUUGCGGGGGGGUAGUUUUGGUCACAGUGAGAAAUCUGGAAACCUUUGACCCAAUCAGAAUCCCAGAUUUCACACGAGCCCUUAAAGGGAAAGAAAAAAGGCACCUUGAUCCGCGGGACUUUGGUGGGUGACCCGUGUGAAGGCCCAACACGGUUUCUGUGUAGCUGAUUGUGAUCGCAUUGUCCGGCCCAGUAUGCAUUAUGCUGAGGCCCGAUGGACCAGGGACUACACCAGCAGCUCAUGCCUAAGCUCUUGCAUCAGGGAGUGCGGUAGCUGGAAUGGCUGAGGAUGGGUACAAACACACACAUCUCACAAGGAUAAAACAGGGUUAUGGGAGUAUGUACAUGUGGCAUACAUUUAGCUUCUGUUUACAAUGGAGACUGGACAGAUAUAAAGGGAAUAAUAAUUAUAUAAAAUGAGUAAAUAUGUACAUGUGUGUACAUACACAUGCAUACACACACUACAUGCACACACAGUGUAUGCAUGCAGGCCCAGGUGUACAGUAGAAGAGUCACAGUGCUUCACCCCCCAGCCCUUUUGGGACCUUUCUGCUGGUUAGGGUGCCGAUUGGACUGGAGGAGGCUCUGGCAUGAAAAGCAGGCCCCGUAUAGAAACCAUCAGAUGGGAUGUGUGGAGAAAAACAUGGCCAGGAUUCAUAACUCGCAUUAAAAAGGACCUGUGAUUCUUGUUUUGUUUAACCUUAUGUGCUCUGUAUAAUGCCAGUUUUAUUAAAUAUGAUUUUAAACACUAUGUUAUUGUACAUUCUGUAAUCCUGUUAGCUGCUUCUUUGUUGUGUUUUUCAGUAGCCGCGCAGUGCAUUGUAUAUGCUGAUUGCCUGAUUUGCAAACGGACUCAUAGGUUAUGCAUUACCACUAACCAAGAACAGAAAACCUGCACUGGCCCUAGUUUUAAAGCAUCCUAUGACACCAGCCUGUUGUAAUACCCUUUUAUAGACGUUUGUGUAAAGCCACAUUAAAGUUGCUUUCAAAGUUA